GUGUGUGUGUGUGUUUGUGUAUGCAGAUCUCGCGAGAGUGUUGCGGUCGCUCAGCGCAGUCACUGGGUGCAGCAGGGCUGAGGGAGACGGAGAGAGAAGGUAAGCGGGGAGGCUGCAUCAUGGCGGAUAGAGACAGUGGAAGUGAGCACAGUGGAUUCGCCACAGGCCCCGGCGCCGGCCCUGGCCCUGCGCACCCUGGUGCGAUGGGCGCAGCAUCGCGGCUCCAGCACGACACGGAGGAGCUCGCGUCGAAGCGGGUUGACAUCCAGAAUAAACGCUUCUAUCUGGAUGUGAAGCAGAACCCCAAAGGCCGCUUUCUGAAGAUAGCAGAGGUCGGGGCCGGGGGAAACAAGAGCCGCCUGACUCUCUCCAUGUCGGUGGCCGUGGAGUUCCGCGACUACCUGGGAGACUUCAUCGAGCACUACGCCCAGCUGGGCCCCAGCAACCCUGAGGUGGUGCAGGACGAGCCCAGGAGGGCGCUUAAGAGCGAGUUCCUGGUGCGGGAGAAUCGGAAGUACUACAUGGAUCUGAAGGAGAACCAGAGGGGGAGGUUUCUGAGGAUCCGACAGACCGUGAAUCGGGGGCCCGGAUUGGGAACGUCGCAAGGCCAGACCAUCGCUCUUCCAGCUCAAGGACUCAUCGAGUUCCGCGACGCGUUGGCCAAACUCAUCGACGACUUCGGAGUGGAUGAAGACCCCGCGGAGCUGCCGGAGGGCACCUCAUUGACUGUGGACAACAAGCGCUUCUUCUUCGACGUGGGCUCCAACAAGUACGGAGUGUUCAUGCGGGUCAGCGAAGUGAAGCCCACCUACCGCAACUCCAUCACGGUGCCCAGCAAAGUGUGGUCGAAAUUCGGCGCGACGUUCUGCAAAUACGCCGACGAGAUGAAAAAGAUCCAGGAGAGGAGCAGGGAGAGAAGGGCGCGAGAGAUGCUACCAGAGGGCCUGCACGGAGAUGACGGAGACGAGGAUUAAUGGAUGUAUAUUGACAGACGUGCCCGUGGAGAUUAGGACAUUGACAUAGAAUGAAUGACGUGAUAAUCAAACCUUGCUGCAGUGCGAAAUGUGAGAUCAAAUUCCAAGGGAUCGCUCUACACACAACCCUCACAGACUUUAACAGUUGCAUCUCUUCACCCAUCGCCGGAUGUUACCCACUUACCAACCAUUUAACACAUGUACAGCUGAAAACAACUCGCUACACAACUCACUUUUGGCGCCUCUCUGUGGACAUUUCACUCGGAAAAUGGAGCUCAAACGUGCCCAAA
Molecule: messenger RNA, 1264 nt
Organism: Myxocyprinus asiaticus (Chinese sucker)
Lineage: Eukaryota; Metazoa; Chordata; Actinopteri; Cypriniformes; Catostomidae
Product: transcriptional activator protein Pur-alpha-like
Exons: 2
Coding region: 21-974 (317 amino acids)
Biological process (GO): regulation of transcription by RNA polymerase II
Cellular component (GO): nucleus
Molecular function (GO): DNA-binding transcription factor activity, RNA polymerase II-specific; purine-rich negative regulatory element binding; RNA polymerase II transcription regulatory region sequence-specific DNA binding
Source: RefSeq, a predicted model, not a curated record